Messenger RNA from Paramormyrops kingsleyae, 2303 nucleotides. RefSeq names its product interleukin 11a (gene il11a). The record is from RefSeq and is a predicted model, not a curated record. Gene Ontology annotation, cellular component: cytoplasm. Gene Ontology annotation, biological process: positive regulation of cell population proliferation; positive regulation of MAPK cascade. NCBI's taxonomy places the organism in Eukaryota, Metazoa, Chordata, Actinopteri, Osteoglossiformes, Mormyridae. Gene Ontology annotation, molecular function: growth factor activity; cytokine activity.
GGCGAUGUGUCAUACAGCCGACGUCUUUAUAAAGGAAGUUUUAACAAGCCUAAACAUUUCACUGCGCGAAAAAUAAGACACACUCACAUCCUUCUCUUUCUAAGCAGUCAUCUCUCUGUAGUUUUCUCCUGCUGUCCGUCUGUCUGUCUGUUUCUUUCACCUACUUCUCAAAGAUAAAAGGAACUUUGCUAUAACUUUAUAAAGGCAAAAACUUUAUCAUUUGCUUUCAUUUUUUUUUAAUUUGUCUCACCCACACAAAUAUUCUUUCAUUCAUUCAUUCAUUCGUCUUUUGCCCUGCGGAGAGUAAAAGAGCCAGAAGAAAUUUGGGAGCACGUGACACGUCCUGGAGUUGCAGUCAUUCAAUAUUUAUUUUUCCGCAACCUUCAUUUGCUUAUUUAUAUUUAUUUAUUUAUUAUUUGCUUGCUUAUUUAUUUUUAUCUCGGACCGAGGAAAUAUGAAAUUGUGGACUGCCUUCGCCCUCAAACUGGCCAUCUUACUGUUGCUGACCCCCCUGUCAUUGUCAUUUCCGACUCCUGUCCACCAUCGUCGAACUGUUGACCCUGAGAUAUUGACCAAUCAGACGAGGCAUCUGCUUAAAUUAACACAGGAUCUCUUGGAAAAUCAUGUCAUUGCCACUGAUAUUGAACACAGGUUCAAAACACUUCCAACAAUAACCAGCAGAGCGACAGAUCUGAAUUCUCUGGAGGUGAAGUCAACAUUGGCCCAGCUCCACGCAGACCUGCUGCUGUAUGACCUCCAUUUUGACUGGUUAAACAAUGCGACAAAGAAGCACGAGAAUGCUGCUUUGGCUAAACUAGGAGAGCUGAUACAUCUCCUCAAGGCGCUCAUUGUGUCCCUCCAGCGGCAGAUGUCAAAACCGGAGGUAAUACGAACACCUGCCCGUUCUCUGCCUCUGCCGUCCAUUCCUGUGUCACAGUGGGAAGUAGUGCAGUCAUCCCUCGAGAUUCUGCAGAAGUUCCGCCUCUACUGCGACUGGACACUGCGCGUCUUACUCAGCCUCAAGCUGAAAAAUUAAUGGCCGACAGGGCAGACAGUCAAUGCAUCCACGCCUGCAGGCCUUCAUGUGCCAACGCUCUCUCCACAGUGACUGUGGGGACAGUUUGCUUUGCCCCCUUUUCCAUGAUUUGUUCAUGACAAUUUGUGUUAUUUAUCUAUCUAUUUAUUUAUUUAUUUAUAUUAGUUAUUUAUUUGAGGAUUUUAUUUAUUUGUUCUGUAUCUUAUCAUUGAUAUUAUUACUUAUUUUGUAGCAUUAAGGUGUGAAUUAAGAUGUAAGAUUCCUUCAACACUUCCUCUGGCCAAGCUUUCUAUCACUGUAUUAAAAUAAAGAGAGAUAGUUACGGAAGCACUUCUUGGGUUCACAGAACCUCAAAAUUCAAUUGAUUGUAUGUCAAAAUAUAUCAUUGUUUAAACUUUUCUUUUUUAGUAUUUAAUCAGCAGUUGUGUUUAUACUGCUGCUGCUAAAUGUAGCAAUAGACUAGGAAAUGCAGCCUUUCUUUCUGUUUUCAUGUGGGAGUUGGGUGAAGUUGCUGCUAGAUGCUGAUCCAAGAUCAGCGUUCACUGGCUAUGAAUAACAUUUGGUUAGUGCAGAAUUAUGCCAAAUUAACUAGUAGCAACUUCAAACAUAAACAUGUAAUAUAUAUACGAAUAUCUGUAGAUAUUACCUCCUAAAACUGGUUCAGAAUCUUUUUGCACAGUUUGGUUAUGGUUAUAUUUUGGUUACCUGAUCCUGGAUUAGUAUUUGGGAGUAAACAUGUACUCUGUGCAAUAGAGUAUGUUCUUUGAUUAAAUUAAUAAUGAUAUUUUUGUAUUUGUGUUUAAUAAAGCACUCAGAAUUUGUAAUACAGUGUAAAAGGCAUAUUGCAUUAUAUUGCAUUUUUUCCUAUUGUACUGUCAUUUUUCUAGCAUAUAAUGUACUGUAUUCUGCGAAUUUCAAUUUGUAUCAAUAUAUUUGUAUCUCGGUAUCAGUAUUUUUUUCUCAGUUUUUAAAACUUUGGUACAGUAUUUUUUAUUUAUUAUGUUUAGGUCAGGGUUUAUUAUUUAUUGAUUCGAGUGGAAGGACGACUUUUGCAAUUUUUUCUUAUGUAUGAGCUAUUCUCAUCACGAUCAUCAUUGUUAUUUAAAAUAUUGACGCUAAGUAGUACUGUGCUACAACUAAAAUGAAUGUUCGUAUAAGUAAGGUAUGGUUUGCAUACAGCGAUGAACCGAAAUGUGAAACGUUGUAUUGGGGAAAAACACAAAAAAUGUACAAACGUAAGAAACAAAUAAAGAAAAUGGCGAAAACA